ACACUCUGUCGCUUCAAUGCAAUCGAGUUUAGCUGUUUGUUUCUGGACGAGACGAAAAAGCGUUGCACCGGGGUGUAACCAUCGAGCUAACGUUAGGCUAGUUAGAUGUAGCCAGCUAGCUUUAGAUUCUUGUCGGCGUACGCAGCUGUAUUAUGAACAUUAUUCACACAAUUAUCGAGAGAUAUUGAUGAAAGUCGUUGGAGUCAGUUUAAGCUAAUGUCACACUGCUGUUGUCGUCGACGUCUCCGGUUUUAGGUGUUUUCAUCAGAGCUGUCCCGUUUUGGCUAGUUAGCCCCUUUAGCUAGGUAGCUUCAGCAGCGUAUGGGUGUCAGAGUUAGCCGUGACUCCACCGGGUGUCUGGUUGCCUGAGCUCACAUUUCGGACACGUCAAGCUUCCUCAAAUCUGUUUGGUGAUUUUGGGGGCUGUGAUGUCGGAGCCCAAGACGCCCACUCCAACCCCUGCUGGCGACACGUACAAAGGAUGGGUGUUCAAAUGGACAAAUUACAUCAAGGGUUAUCAGCGGAGGUGGUUUGUCCUGAGCAAUGGCUUGUUGUCAUACUACAGGACCCAGGCAGAAAUGGGACACACAUGUCGGGGCACGAUCAACCUGGCCACGGCGACCAUCACCGUGGACGACGCCUGCAACUUCGUCAUCUCUAACGGCGGGGCACAGACGUAUCACCUGAAAGCCAGCUGUGAGGUGGAACGUCAGCGCUGGAUCACUGCCCUGGAGCUGGCCAAAGCCAAAGCGGCCCGCAUGCAGGCUGAGUCCGAUGACUCGGGGGACGACUUCUCACCAUCGUCCCCACCGGCGGCGCCUGGACAAGGUGGCGGGGCACAGAAUUCAGAAGUACAGUCUGCUCUCAGAACUCUUGGCAGCAAGGUGGAGGAUCUCAGCACGUGCAACGACCUCAUCUCAAAGCACGGCUCUGCCCUCCAGAGGUCUUUGUCAGAACUGGACAGUUUGCGUCUAACCGGAGAGGCAGGUGAUAAGAUCCGUCAGGUGACCGAGAGGGCCACACUGUUCCGCAUCACCUCCAAUGCCAUGAUUAAUGCGUGCCGAGACUUCCUGGCACUGGCUCAGGCCCACAGCAAGCGAUGGCAGAAGGCCCUGCAGGCAGAGCGAGAGCAGCGGGUGAGGCUGGAGGAGACUUUAGAGCAACUGGCCAAGCAACACAAUAACCUGGAGCGAGCGUUCAGAGGGGCUGCGCAGGCCAACACUGCCACAGAUAAUAAAAGCACUGCCGGGCCAGGAAAAGGCGAGGCCAGUGACGAGGACGAUGACAAUGAGUUCUUUGAUGCCAUGGAAGAGGCUCCCGAGUUCAUCACCGUACCUGCAGACCCUCAGUUCCACAAGAGGUCGAGCAGUAAUAUCAGCGGUUUCAACAGUGAAAUGUGUCCUGAUGAUCAGUCGCUUAACGAGGAGCCUCUAGCGAUGAACCAGGAGUCCCCCUCUCAGGAGCUGGUGCCCUUGAAGAAGAGGCGGACACGUAUCCCAGACAAACCCAACUACUCUCUCAACCUGUGGAGUAUCAUGAAGAACUGCAUCGGCAAAGAGCUGUCCAAGAUCCCGAUGCCUGUGAACUUCAACGAGCCCAUCUCCAUGCUGCAGCGGUUGUCUGAGGACCUCGAGUACCACGAGCUGCUGGAUAAGGCCUCCAAGUGCCAGAGCUCCCUGGAGCAGAUGUGCUAUGUGGCCGCCUUCUCCGUGUCCUCCUACUCAACCACCGUCCACCGCACGGGCAAGCCCUUCAACCCUCUGCUGGGCGAGACGUUCGAGCUGGACCGCCGGAGAGAGAGUGGCUACCGCUCCCUCUGCGAGCAGGUGAGUCACCACCCUCCUGCAGCAGCACAUCAUGUGAUCUCCGAUCGUGGCUGGACCCUGAGGCAGGAAAUCACUGUUGCCAGCAAGUUCAGGGGCAAAUACCUCUCUAUUAUGCCUCUAGGCACAAUUCACGCAAUCUUUGAAAAGGGCAACAAUCACUACACAUGGAAGAAAGUUACCACCACAGUGCACAACAUCAUCGUAGGAAAACUAUGGAUCGAUCAGUCAGGAGAGAUAGAUGUAGUUAACCACACCACCGGAGACCGCUGCCAUUUGAAGUUCGCCCCGUACAGCUACUUCUCCAGAGACGUCGCCAGGAAGGUGACAGGUGUGGUGAUGGACAAGGAUGGUAAGGCCCACUACGUGCUCUCAGGCACUUGGGAUGAGAAGAUGGAGUUCUCCAGAGUGAUGCAGAGCAGCCGAGGAGGAGAGAACGGCACUGAGGGCAAACAGAAGACCGUCUACCAAACCCUGAAAGCCAGAGAGGUCUGGAGGAGGAACCCUUUACUCGAGGGAGCAGAGGCCAUGUACUACUUCACUGCCUUGGCGCUGACCCUUAACGAGCCGGAGGACGCUGUAGCGCCUACUGACAGCCGACGCCGGCCCGACCAGCGCCUGAUGGAGGACGGUCGCUGGGAAGAGGCCAACGCCGAGAAGCAGCGGCUGGAGGAGAAGCAGCGCAUCGCCCGGCGUGAGAGAGAGAGGGAGGCCGCCAGCCAACGCACCUCCAGCCAGUCAGAAGAAGCUGUCGAUGAGGAUUCUCUUACUGAUCCGUCCCUAAAAAGUGCACCUCAUGACAACUACAGAGCACUUUGGUUCGAUCGCUGCGAGGACAAGAUCACAGGUGAGCAAGUGCAUAUCUAUAAAGGAGGCUACUGGGAAACCAAGGAACGUGGCAACUGGGAGGGCUGCCCGGACAUAUUUUGACCACGGCAUUGACUGCAAAAGUGCCCUGAUGAGACUGAUCCAUCAAAGCCCCCUGGUGGACAACUACCGCAAAGGCCUGCUUGUCCCUUACUUUGGACGGCUGCUUUCCCUCCAGCGGUUCUCUGUUCUAAGAGAUCUCCAGGACGGUCACUGCUGUCUGAUCCAGAGGGAGAGCAGGGCUUUCCCUCCGGACUCCCACAUCCCAUUUUGGUUCCUUGUCUCCUUGCCCAGAGUCUUAGCAUCUACGCCUUCGUUGCCAUCACACAUCUGAGAGGACUGGAAAUGAAAAGUUUCGUGCUGUCGCGAUUUGACUUGGGUCAGACUGAGCAUAAAAAGGGGGAAGAAAUGAAACAGGCAGUGCUUCCAAAUCUAUAGUAGAUCUUCUUUUUUUUUUUUAGUCCGUCUGCUCAAGUCUGUUCAGUCUCUCCGAUCAUGAGCAGAAGAGGUUUUGUGCUGACAACACCCUGUGAGAUAAUGUAGUGUUCUUAUCGUCAUCUACAGCAUCGUGUGCUUUGGUAAUAACUCUAAAAAAAAAAGAAACGGGGGUAAUACCUGGUUAUAUAUACAUUUAUAUAUGAUUAAAAUACUUUCAUUAAAAUGUCAACUGGUGGCCUUCAAGAAGUUAGCGAAGAUUUCUUGUUUCUCUCUGAUUUAGUGUCUUAAUGUAAUGAAGUGAAGGUUCUAGUGUGCUUGUGUGUAUGACUGCAUAUCUGCUCUUCCAUCACUUUACAACACUGCCACUGUGCAGAAUAGUGUGAUUUAAAAAAAAAAAAAAAAGAUUGUCCAAAAUACUGGUUGACCCUCCAUAUGUUUUUUCAGUUGGAAGAGACUUUUUUUUUCUUUACAAAAGCUGAUGGAAAUUAUGAUGGUAAAAUAUGAUCUUUUUUUUUUUUUUUUUUACUUUCUUUUCGCCUUAGACACAAGCAACCUGCUCUCACUUGUAUUUACGUCCCGCCUGAGUGGAUAUGAGGCUCCAAUUUAUUGAUUUUCUUGAAAAAACUUUCAAGAAAUAGUUAAGGAAAUGGCUAUAAAGCUGCAAAAUGGCUAAAGUCAUGUUACAGUGCUGAGAAAACCUCACAUUAGUGCAGUUUUAGUCAAUAACAAUUAAUGAAAUUACAAUUUUUCACAGUAUUGGAACAACAUUUUACCAUUUUGCAAAUGAAUUGAGAGGUAACUGAGUUCAUGGCAGUAAAAAUGGUUUUAAAAAUCCUUGGUGGGAUUUUUUGUUGUAAAAUAGACAAAUGAGCAAAGAACACAAAAAUAAAUGCGGUGGUGAAAAUAAACACCCCAGCUGAAGAGUUCAUACAUAUGCAAGUACAUUAUGACACCAAAAACAUGGGAUAUAAUGUGUGUGUGUGUGUGUGUGUGUGUGUGUGUGUGUGCGUGUGUGAGUGUGAGAAUUUCAUAAUUUUUGUUUGUAAGUGUACUUAAAAAUGAAGAAUAAAGAAACAAAGAAUUUAAAAGCAUUGCAAAUAACUAUGAUUUUAUAAAUGUAAAGAAAUUCAUAUAGUAUUGAUAACUGUAAGGUAGUUUUUUUUCAUGUAUUUUUGGUUCCUCUCGUAUUAUAGGCAGAGGAUUGUCUUCAUUUUCAGAAAAAAAGGGAGUUUCCAUACUUGAUUGAGAAGGGGACACAUGACAUUGUUCAGUAUUUUGUAUUAACAAAGAAAAGAAAAUCUGUAAUAAACAAAUGCUGUGAUGUCAAACAAA
Thunnus maccoyii (southern bluefin tuna) is the source of this 4460-nucleotide messenger RNA. Its product is annotated as oxysterol-binding protein 1-like. NCBI's taxonomy places the organism in Eukaryota, Metazoa, Chordata, Actinopteri, Scombriformes, Scombridae. The transcript has 17 exons. Gene Ontology annotation, molecular function: sterol binding. Bases 429 to 2753 code for a protein of 774 amino acids. Gene Ontology annotation, cellular component: intracellular membrane-bounded organelle; membrane; cytosol. The record is from RefSeq and is a predicted model, not a curated record.